Cynara cardunculus var. scolymus (artichoke) is the source of this 720-nucleotide messenger RNA. Its product is annotated as late embryogenesis abundant protein At1g64065-like. The record is from RefSeq and is a predicted model, not a curated record. The transcript has a single exon. Lineage: Eukaryota; Viridiplantae; Streptophyta; Magnoliopsida; Asterales; Asteraceae. The coding region runs from base 3 to 707 and encodes 234 amino acids.
UCAUGUACCAACAAAAUCAAACAUUCAUGGCGGAGGACGACCAAGAGAAACCUCUAGCUCCCACCACGCCACGCCCCCGCCUCCUCCCCAUGACCGUAGACGAAGCCUUGUCCACAGAAUUGAAGAAGCAACAUCAAGGAUUCCAGAAACGCACUGUCUGGUGCGGAAUCGUCACCGCCGUCAUCCUCAUCAUCGCGGUGGUGAUGUUAGUCCUAGGUUUCACAGUCUUCCACAUCAAAAACCCUAAAAUCAAAAUGAACUCUGUAAGGAUCAUCGGACUUGACGGAGUCAAUCAAACGGAUAUAUUCACCGGGAAAGCCAAUCUGACGGUGGUGGCAGACGUCUCCGUGAAGAACCCUAACGUGGCGGCAUUCAAGUUCGAAAAAUCAAAUUCAAGUCUUUUGUACCAUGAGACGGUGGUGGGAGUGGCGGAUGUUCCCGGAGGGAUAGCUAAGGCAAGGAGGACGAUGAGAUUGAACUUGACGUUUCAGGUGAUGUUGCCGCAGAUAAUCGGAAACCAACAAUUUUUGACCGAUUCUGCGGCGGAGAUUCUACCGGUGAAAAGCUAUACGAAGAUUCACGGCAGGGUUAAGAUAACAAAACUUAUAAAGCGAAACGUAACGGUGACAAUGAACUGUUCCGUCGACGUUAGCCUAACGAACUGGGAUAUCGUCCGUCAAAGUUGCAUCAGGCAUGUUUCUUUUUAGGACCUGUUUAUAC